AAUAGACAAAAAAGGAAAACAAAGUGUAUUUACUCAUGCACAGUAACAUUGUCAAAUGAGACGUAAUAAAAAAAGUGUGCAAUUCACACUACAAACAAGAAUUGGUGCGUAAUUGUGUUGUAGCACAUUUUAAAAUAGAAAACAAAUAGGUGAGUGUAUGUGGUCAUUCCAAUGGGAAAUCAGACAAUUGAUUAACUGUAGUUGGGCAGCUGUGUAGCGCUAUUCCGUGUGUUUUCCAAAAAAAUAAAAAGAAACUCAUAGUGAUGGCAUUUCAAUACGACGAAGAUUUAUCGGAGAAUAAAUUUUUUUGCAAACUACAACGCGAGCAUAAAAUUUUGAUUGAAACAGCACCAUUAGAAAAUUGGAUUGUGUGUAUACCAAGAAUGGCCACAAUCAAACCAGACGAUUUAAGCGAUACGGAUUUUUUAUUGGCUCAUAUUUUGAUACAACACGAUGAAAUACCUGAACAAUUCACGAACUUAUUGGGCGCCGAUGUAAAACAAAUCAAUGGCAAAUUACACAUUCGUUCAAUCGCAUCGACAAUACUAUUCGAAGAGAUUUUCUACACAAAAGGUUUACUCAAAUACAAAGUAUGGUGCAUCGAGUGGCCGUUAUUACCACGUGCUGCGAUCAAUUCACCCGACGAUCCGCCAAAUGGUAUAUUUAUUGUGCGUGGUCUACAAGAUGCGGUCGCCUUAAUUUGGAACGAAACCAAUUCGAAAGCGGUUUUUCGAAAAAUUGAAAGCAUCUGCUGUAGUUAUAUGAAAAAUACCAAUUGUACUGAUGGCGGCAGUGGCAGCGAUACAUCGGAUGUUCUUAAGCGAAUCAAACACUCGGUUGACAUUCUAUUGAACCAUUGCUUUAAAAAAUUGAUGUAUCAACGACGUUUGUAUGAAAAAUGUGUCAAUGAUCCACAUUUUAAGAGAGUUUUUAAAAUUGCACUGGAAACAUACAUUAUGGAUUUAUUGUAUCGAUGGCUGUUUGAUGCAAUCACCAUUACAUGCACCGAUGAAAAUGAGAAAUUCAAUCGAACCAUGCGCAAUUUGGCCGAUGCAUCGUUGAAAGAUUUUAAAAUUGACACCAAACACACCGAUAUCAUCAAUCGUGUUCGCAUCGAACUUGUUAAAAUGCCAGUCCUCACAACACCCAUUGAAAAAAUGUGUUGUUUACGACGAGCUUUGACGGCCGCGUCACAAAACCGUCAUACUGAUAUCUCUGUCGACGAACUCAUACCGAUCUUAGUAUUUGUUAUCAUCAAGUCGGGUCUCACACAUUGGAUAGCAACAAUGCAUUUUUUAAAACAUUUCAUUUUCACCCAAUUCACAGACGGUUCCGAUAAAGGUGUUGACAGUUUUUUAAUAACAACACUUGAAGCCGCUAUUUUGUACAUUCAAUCGAUUGAUUUGAUAGAAUUUAAAAAUGGUACAACCACAACUGGAACGGUGGCCAAGACAGACGUUAAAUUGCAGCGACGAUUUUCAACCAAAGACGAUUUUAUCGAUUAUUUAUUUGAACGGAUUAAAAAAGAAGACGAAGUGGAAAUAAUCAAAUUGUUGAAGACUGAUAAGGAUGUGAUAAUCGAUGGAGCUGAUAAGGAGAAUGUAAACAAUGACGCUCACCAUGACAACGACGAUGCGAUCGUAAAACGACCGACCGAUAUUGAUGAUGGAAUCGACGAAGGUGUUGUUGACGAAAUCGAUGUGAUAAGUAAAUUUCCAGAAUGUCGUCAAAAUUUACAGAAUACUCAUGGCAUUGGUCCUAUACACGUGGCAGCAAUGCAUGGCCUACCAAAAAUGUUAAACUCACUGCUAGCGCUCGGUGUUAAUUUGCAUAUUAAAGAUGAGAACAAUUGGUCGGCGUUACACUAUGCAGCUGGUCGUGGUCAUCAAAAUACAUUGCUGCUGUUAUUACAUGCCGGAGCCGAGAUCAAUGCUCUUACGAAUGACAAAAACACACCUUUACAUUUGUGUGCAUUGAAUGGACAUAGUAAUUGUGUGAAGGCGCUUCUCUACUAUUCGGACCAUAUGAAAGUGCGAAUCGAUCGAAAUGCUCAGAACAAAUUCGGUGAUACACCAUUACAUUUGGCAUCCAAAUGGGGAUUCACUGAGAUUAUCGAUACUCUCUUGGAAUAUGGUGUAAAAACGGACAUUCCAAAUCGAAUGGGCCAUACUGCAUUGGAAUUGGCGCACAAUAGUCAAAUUGCAACUGUUUUACAAAAUGUGGCAAGUCAGACAGAGGUGACAAGUGAUUGGGAAGAUCAAAGUGACUGUUCAAGUUCAUCAUCGCCAAAUACAUCACUAAAUCAUGAGGUAUUCCGUGGAUGUUUCUCAACCGGACUCAAUCAUUCGGUCGACUCGGUUUCUCUUCCGCAAAAAACGUACAAUGAUAAAAUAGUCGCCGCCAUUAAAAACAACGACACAAAACUUGCGUGUCAUUUUCUAGGCAUCGAACUACCGAAUGAUAUUUCUGAAAUGGUAUGUCACCCGUUGUGUGAUUGUGAUAAAUGUUCGGUAUUGUGUAAACACAUUACCGAAUAUUUAUCACAAAAAUCGACAAAUGCACAACAAGCGAUUCGAACGUAUGACGGUGAUGUAAAUGUGUGCUCUACCGAUGGCAUUAACCCACUCCAUGCCGCUGUACAAAUGAAAAAUCUAGACUUAGUCGAACGACUCGUAAAUUUAGGCGCAAAAGUUGGUAUUUGCACGAAAACAACACAUCAAAGUGCCAUUCAUCUGGCUGUGCUCACAAAGUCCAAUGAAAUUUUGAAUAUUUUAUUGAACCAUUUGGGUCCAGUUGACAAUGGAAACGAUUUAGAUAUUCAGGAUUCAAACGGUGACACCGCCUUAAUUUUAGCCGUUAGACUCAGCGAUAUAAAUGCCAUUGAUGCACUGCUUAAGCACGAACCAAACAUUCAAAUUCGCAAUACAGAUCGGAAAACAGCCACCGAAAUCGCAAAAUCUCUACUCAAUCUUAAUAUUAUGCGACGUUUAGAAGUUGCCGAAAGCAAUGAUCUACGCAACACUGUAUCGAAUAAAAAAAAAUGAGGCACCCCAUUUUAGUUUAA
Molecule: messenger RNA, 3064 nt
Organism: Contarinia nasturtii (swede midge)
Lineage: Eukaryota; Metazoa; Arthropoda; Insecta; Diptera; Cecidomyiidae
Product: ankyrin repeat domain-containing protein 27-like
Exons: 7
Coding region: 264-3044 (926 amino acids)
Biological process (GO): early endosome to late endosome transport; neuron projection morphogenesis
Cellular component (GO): late endosome; early endosome; neuron projection
Molecular function (GO): SNARE binding; guanyl-nucleotide exchange factor activity
Source: RefSeq, a predicted model, not a curated record